CGUGGUAAAACUCCGUGCUGCCCCAGCUCUACAUACAAGCAAGUGGUAGUACAAAGAAAAGUUCAGUGAAAGUAGGUAAAAGUAGUUUAGUCAUGAUGAUGUCGUUGUAUAUGUACUAUGCGUAAAGAUUUGACAACACAGACGCGGCACUAUCAACAUGGCGUUUUCAAGAAGGGGCGGGUGGCUCCACCUCUGUGCCGGGACAAGUCUUACAUUUUGCCUCAUCUCUGGCGGUGCAGCGCUGAAAUUUCCUCCGGAAGAUCAGGAUGCGCAACUCGCAGCACUUGCGGGAGGCCCUCCGCCCUCUGUAGACCAUGAGAAGAUGGUAGCUGAUGCUGCUGCAGCUAGGGAGAAGGGUAGAAGUCGAGAUUUACAUCACACUUCUGGUUUAGAUGAACUCAGUACCAGAAGUAUCACAAGUAAAAAUUGACUCAGACUCAGAAAAUCAAAAAUUGGCAGGUACGCUUAAAAUAGGUAGUUAACUAGGUAGUUAAAUAGUUAGAUUUCAAGAGACUGGUCCAGGAAAGGCAGGCGAUCCUGGUGCAUUGUGGUCCAACUGGCGUGGCAAGUGAAAGGACGGCAUACACCAUCCAUGCGCAAACUCGUGGAACAAGGCGGAUCUAGUAGAAAUUUGCCCAACAGUGGCUCCGUGGAUCCACGUCUCUUGAAAUCUAACUAUUUAACUACCUAGUUAACUACCUAUUUUAAGCGUACCUGCCAAUUUUUGAUUUUCUGAGUCUGAGUCAAUUUUUACUUGUGAUAAGAAGUAGACAGUGUGUUAUGCCAGUUAGAACGGUGGCUGUAAAAACUACCUCAAGAAGCAAUCGUACUCUUAGAACUAGAAGGUGUAACAAGAAGUGCAUCAAUAGAUCAGUUGGUACUGUACAACUACUUGCUUUCGCUGGUUGUAAGUUGCGCAAGUUCGAAGACAGACAUCGCGAAAAAUAGGAGCGCGAUUUGUAGUGUGCAUGCAAAUAACAUUUUUAACAUGUUUAUCUAUUAGAGAGAUCCCUUUUGUUUUGACAGGAGAGACCACAAAGAACGUUGGUCUCCCUGCCUGGUGGAUUUCUCAUUUUUCAAUUCUACCAGAGCUCGCAACCUUCGGCAAUAGCUUGGCGGUGCGGCCACGAGGGGAACCCUACCAAAUGUUUAAGUCGUCCUGUCUGAGCUUCGUCGAGGACAAGGCCGAAAAGUGUGGCUAUAACCCGGAUCGCUUGCACUACUUUUAUGGAGAUGAACUUUCUGGAGAUGAACUUCCCUCAAUUUUGUUUAGGCUUGACAUUUAGAAGUGGAGCUCAAAUUUGUGGAGCUUGAAUUGAUUUAGACAUUUAGAUUUAGAAAUGGGGGAAGUAAGCGAAUUUCGGGUUGUAUGGCUCUGGUACUUGGUAACCUGAAUUUGAUCACAAGGAUUGCCUUCUUGUUUUCCUUAUGAUCAAAAUCAGGCUACCAAAUUAUACCAGAACCAUUCACGGGUCGUGUGGGUCUGAAGAUUUAGUCGGAAAGAUUAUAUUAAAAGUAGAGUAAAAGUCUUUUAUGCAGCCAGCCGAUGCGACCUACGUUAAUGUAUAUCUAAUUCUCUCUACCUGCGUGUACCUGGGGUCCGGAGCUGUGUGGUUUCCUCCUCGAGAAGUUGAAGCAAGUAGUCGCUUCUUUCUAUGUUGGUUCUGCUGCUGGUAGUGGUGGAUCAGCACCUUCUCCAGGUAGUAGUGCUAGUGCUGCUGGUUCGAUCUCCGCGUUCAUCGAGACUUCUGCGUCCAAACAACCUGCAGCUGGAGCCGUGGGCUCGCUUGAGGCAGGAAGUAGUCCGUUGCUUCCAGUAGAAAUGUUAGCUCCGCAACCGCUAUGAAGAGAAAAAGGUACACUCACACUCGAAAUACAUAGUGCUCAUUUUUGAGGAUAAGAAAAAGAGUUUAAGACUAGAAAUUCGGAGUGUAUCUUCGAGUGUAUUUUUGCUCUUUCAUAACCGCCGGCUUUGUCACCUGCGGAAGCGUACUGUGGACAGGUGUUUAAUCUGUUGCAGCAACGAAAGAUGCAUCAAGCGAUUCGCGAUAUAGUCGAGGACGAAAUGCAAGCCGGUAGCGGAAGCGCGCCAGGCAGUAUCGGGUCGGGGUCGCAAUAGAUGCGAAGUAAAAGAUUCAGCUUCUUCAAGAAAUUCAGGUUCAUCGUGAAGACAUUCUGACCUUGUGUCAUUCUCAUUGGAGGUGCUGGGCCGGGCUUGGACUUUGGACUUGGAACACAACAACAACAAAAUGACUCUGACUCAGGAGUUCUAGUUAAGAUUAGAAAGACCUUAUUUGAUUUAGACAAUUUUUUUCCGAUGGAUUCAUCAGAUGGAGGAUUCCUGACCGAGGACACUUUUUUUUCCCUCACAAAAUACUCACACCCUGCACAGCGAUGAAUCAUCGCUCUGCUUGUGCGGUGCACCACGAUAACAAGCGAGGUCAGCAGGUGGCGAG
This is a messenger RNA of Amoebophrya sp. A25, 2456 nucleotides long. NCBI's taxonomy places the organism in Eukaryota, Dinophyceae, Syndiniales, Amoebophryaceae. The record is from the annotation of a GenBank genome assembly.